ACAUCCACUCGCUUCCUAGCCAUCCUCUCGCUCCUGCGGGGCAAGGACAGAUCUCAUACCGAGACUCGUUGGCGAACUGAUGUAUCUCGCAGUUCGGCGACGAGUUUCUUCGAUCUUCACCGUCAACAAAGCGGUCGCUUACGGCCUGAAGACUACGCGCAGACAGAAUGAUGGGUUACGACCUGUGCACCGACAGUUCAACACUCUCUUGACGUCUAACAGUAUACGGCUACGAUCGCAUCAUGUUCCUUCUGCGCCCAUCCGCCAUGUUCAUGUCCGCGCGCUUUCCUAUUCCUCCAUUCCGAAGUUCAUGCUCCGAGCUCUUAGAGUGCCUGUUGGGGCCGCGACGGUGGGAGCAGGAGGACUUACUUAUGCCAACUAUCAGUUUGAAGAGAUUCGCAAGAAGUCCAAUGAAUGGCUGAGUACCGUUCAGGAUACUGCGGGCGAGCUCUUCAACACCGCGUCGGACACAUUCAAAAGCGUAUCUUCCGUUAUCUCUGGGAGUGUCGCCGACAUCAAGCUUCCCGACAUAGAAGCCCCUCAAUUCUUGAAAGAUCUCUUCAGCGGUCCGAAGAAUGACAACAAGCAGAACGGACAGGAAGGAGGUCCAGACAGCGGACAACGAAGUAGUCGACCAGAUGGCAAAGAUGUUGUCAUCGCUGGUUUGGCCGCUGACCAUUUCACCUCUUCGGAUUCGACAGCGGACGACUCCGCCGAUCCUCGGAACGGAUUAAUGCACCUCACGCGGAGACUUAUCGAGAUACGGAGUAUGCUCCUGAGCAUUGACAAGAGUGAUGCUUUGAGACUUCCCAGCAUCGUGGUCAUUGGGAGCCAGAGCUCUGGUAAAAGUUCUGUUUUGGAAGCUAUCGUUGGACACGAGUUUCUUCCGAAAGGGAGCAACAUGGUCACUCGCCGUCCUAUCGAGCUCACCCUUAUCAAUACCCCGGCUAAGGAUGGCAAGGAGCCUGAAGUGUAUGGCGAGUUCCCCGCCUUGGGACUUGGCAAGAUCUCAGACUUCUCGCGAAUUCAGAGGACCCUCACCGACCUUAACCUCGCCGUUCCUUCCACCGAGGCCGUUUCCGACGACCCCAUUGAUCUCCGGAUCUACAGCCCACACGUACCGGACCUAACUCUAAUUGAUCUCCCUGGCUAUAUCCAAAUCUCGUCUGCGGACCAGCCGGAGACGUUGAAGGAAAAGAUCGCUGCGCUCUGCGACAAGUAUAUCCAAGAACCUAACAUCAUUCUUGCCGUCUGUGCUGCCGAUGUCGACUUGGCCAACUCAACUGCUCUUAAUGCUAGCAAGCGGGUCGACCGUCUUGGAUCGCGUACUAUCGGCGUUAUAACCAAGAUGGACCUGGUACCUCCUGAACAGGGUGUGCAAAUCUUGUCUGGCGAGCAAUACCCUCUGGAGCUUGGUUACGUUGGUGUUGUCUGCAAGCCUCCUGGCAAGCAGGACCGGACGGAGUCUACCGCUCAGCUCGCUCAGCAGACAGAGCGAGACUACUUUCGUUCACAUCGCGAAUUCGCCUCCAACUCCUCACUCAUGGUUAGCACCGACAGGCUCAAGAAACUUCUCAUAAAGGUCCUCGAGUCCUCUAUGGCCUCGUCUCUGCAUGGUAUCACGAACGCUGUUCAGCUCGAGCUCGAGGACGCGCAAUACCAAUUCAAGGUUCAAUAUAACGAUCGUCGCAUUACCGCAGAGUCCUAUUUUGCCGAGACGACCGACCUCUUGAAGGCUCGUUUCAAAGAAUUUGCUACUCAGUUCCGUAAGCCUCAGAUCCGUGCGAAGCUGAGGGAAAUGUUGGACGUUCGUGUAAUGGAAGUUCUCGAGACGCUCUACUGGUCAGACAAACGGACGACUACGGAGCUUACCGCUCUGGCCGACGACCCGAAGGUCAAGCCUAAUUCUGUUGACUUGAACUGGCGCCGCAAGCUGGAGGCCGCCUCCUCGCUUGUAACGAAAUCUGGCGUCGGCCGAGACUCCACCCAGCUUAUUGCCGGCGGUAUCCACGCGCUGAUGGACUCCAUUGUCUCCGGCGAGCCCUUCACGUACCACCCGCGCGCUGCGAAGAGCCUCGUCCAGUUCUCACACACGAUCCUGCGCGAACGGGUGGGCGUGACGUUGGACCAGGUCGAGAACUGCAUCAAGCCGUACAAGUACGAGGUUGAGGUCAACGAGCGCGAAUGGGAGAUCGGGCGCACUGAGGCCGUGAAGCUCUUCGAGAACGAAAUUAAGAUGUGCGUGGACAAGCUAAAGGAGAUCGCGAGCAAGGUCGGCGGUGGGAGAAGGUUAAGCAACUUGGUCUCGUAUGUGAAGAUGCUGGAGGAGAGUGAUCGCGAGAAGAAGGCGCGAAUGCUCAAGGGCGACGCCGCGAGUGAGGCGCCCGUAGACGAGUACCGGUACCCCCCUGCUCAGAUCCUAGAUGCUCGGCGUGCUAUGCUCUUCAGCGAACGCUUGAACAUCCUCAAGCUCAGGCUUGGUGCUCUUAAGUCGAAACGUUGUCGCGCAGGCCCCGAGAACGACGCCAUCUGCCCCGAAGUUUUCCUGAGCGUCGUCGCAGACAAGCUUGCGUAUACGGCAGCCAUGUUCAUCGACAUUGAGUUGCUCGACCACUUCUUACGCGAGUUCCCACAUGUGAUCGACUCCAGGUACAGCUUCGACAGCAAAGAUAUCGCCGAGUUCGCGCGCGAGAAUCCCCGUAUCCGCGAGCAUCUCAAUCUACAAGAGCGUAAGGAUAAACUCGAGGAGGCCAUGAAGCAGCUGAACAGCCUCGCGACGCUCCGCCCAGACAUCAAGGAGCGGACUCCGCAGCGGAAGAGCUGGAUCCACUAAUAAUACAGCUCUGUUGGAUCCCUUGGAUUCUCCAUUGGUAUCUUAUUUGUUGUUGGGCCGUGUCUGCAUCUUCGGUAGUAGUGUCAUUAAUUCCCCACUUCGCAUUUGUAUUCUUUUACCGCACGCAUUUACGAGUUCCUCAAAGGCUUGCAGUUACACACAUCCAUGGUACAUUAGCGCAAUGCG
Molecule: messenger RNA, 3019 nt
Organism: Phanerochaete carnosa HHB-10118-sp
Lineage: Eukaryota; Fungi; Basidiomycota; Agaricomycetes; Polyporales; Phanerochaetaceae
Exons: 5
Coding region: 80-2833 (917 amino acids)
Cellular component (GO): cytoplasm; microtubule; membrane
Molecular function (GO): microtubule binding; GTP binding; GTPase activity
Source: RefSeq, a predicted model, not a curated record